This is a messenger RNA of Saccharomycopsis crataegensis, 990 nucleotides long. It is a transcript of the gene MED7, whose product is annotated as mediator complex subunit MED7. The coding region runs from base 1 to 990 and encodes 329 amino acids. Gene Ontology annotation, molecular function: transcription coregulator activity. Lineage: Eukaryota; Fungi; Ascomycota; Saccharomycetes; Ascoideales; Saccharomycopsidaceae. The record is from RefSeq and is a predicted model, not a curated record. Gene Ontology annotation, biological process: regulation of transcription by RNA polymerase II. Gene Ontology annotation, cellular component: mediator complex; core mediator complex. The transcript has a single exon.
AUGACGACGGCCAACGAUGCAGAAAUUGCGGAUUUGUAUCCUCCCCCUCCGCCGUACUACGAAUUCUUCACCACGCAAAACAUUGCCAAAGCAAAUCAAUGGAUUAAACAACACGAAAUCAAGAAAAACAUUAAUAAUGGAGAAGAGGAUGAAGAUGAAGAGCAAGUUACAGAACAGAAUUCGAAUAAUGAUGGUGAUGGGAAAACCAAUAAUAAUAAUGAGCAAUUGAAGUUGCCGACUGGGACGUUCGCUAGUUAUCCAGAUGACGAAAUCCGGUUCCUUUUACCGCCUCCUAAACCUGAAGGCCCAACGUAUCGACUAUUCGGUAACAUUUGGCAAUUUGAAGAUAAAAUGCCCAGCUUGAAAGAAAUGGGGGUGGAACAAUUGUACAAUGACGAUGUGAAAAAUCAGGAUGAAGUAGAUGAUAAAAAUAUGAUAACCGUGGAAGAAGAAAAAGAAAAAAAAGAAGAAGAAAAAAAAGAACAAGAAGUAGAUUCAAAAGAUUUAGUGGAAAACCCCAAUGAUGAAUUAUCUGAAGAAGAUCUGAACUCCUCAUUGAAGCGGAUUAACGAACUCAAGAAACUUUUCAAAUCACUAUUACUCAAUUUCCUCGAACUUAUAGGGAUCGUUUCCAAGAAUCCGACGCUUUAUCCGGAGAAGUUGGAACAGAUACGGAUCGUGUUGAUCAAUAUUCAUCAUUUACUCAAUGAGUACCGACCACAUCAAGCAAGAGAGCUGUUGAUCUUGAUGUUACAGAACCAAGUGACCGCAACCAAAAAGGAAAUUGCGGAAAUUAAGCGAGGGUGUCAGAUGGUGGAGGAAAGAUUGCCGAAAAUUGUUGGGGAAAUCAUGAAAAAUAAUCAACUUAAAAAAUCAUUUGAUGAGAAACAUCAACCAGAUGAAGAGAAGUCACAGAAUAAUGAAUUGGUUACUUCGAUCGAUUCAUUGAAGCUCGCGGCAGCAGACGAUUUGUUGAAAGCUUUGGAAUAG